AUGCGUAGCCUUUACGGCCUACGCCAGGCUCCUCUUAAGUGGUAUAACACCCUCAAAGGCGUUCUUCUAUCUCUUAGCUUCACGCGCACCCAUGCUGACCACUCUGUUUUCAUCCAUGCGGGCAAACGUAUCCAUAUCCUCGUCUAUAUAGACGAUAUACUUCUUCUAUCCCCAAAGGGGACUGGUUCCAUUGAGCUACUGAAGGUUAUCCUUUCGAGGCACUUCCAGCUCACGGACAAUGGUGUUAUGAAACGUUUCCUGGCAAUAGACAUCGUGCACCUCGCCGGCGACGUCUAUCUCUCGCAGGAAGCCUAUAUCGACAAGAUUUUGUCUCGCUUCACCUUUUCUUCUGUUAAACCCAUUCAGACGCCUUUUAAUAAUAAAGAGGUUCUUUCCCCUUACGAUUCCGGUGCCCAAGCCACCCCACAAAUGGUACAGCUUUACCAAGAACAAGUUAGUUCGCUCGUGUGGGUGGUAGUGUCCACCAGGCCUGAUAUCUCCUGGGCAGUCUGCAAGCUUGCGAAAUAUUCACACAAUCCAUCUUCCCUGCACUUCCAGGCUAUCAAACGUGUCUAUCGGUAUCUAAAAGGCUCCAAAAGUCUAUGCCUUCAUUUUUCUCACUAUCCUGCGGUUGGUCUCGCCUUAUUCGCCUACGUGGAUGCCUCAUGGGCAAGCCCGCACGACGAUAAUCGGCUCUCGACCACCGGCUAUGCCUUCAUAUUAGCCGGCGCCGCAAUCAUCUGGCAAUCAAAGAGGCAAACCCUUGUCACCCUCUCUUCCACGGAGGCUGAAUACGUUGCGGCAUGCCUCUGUUGCCAGGAUCUAUCCUAG
Penicillium maclennaniae is the source of this 831-nucleotide messenger RNA. RefSeq names its product Ty1/Copia family ribonuclease HI. NCBI's taxonomy places the organism in Eukaryota, Fungi, Ascomycota, Eurotiomycetes, Eurotiales, Aspergillaceae. Bases 1 to 831 code for a protein of 276 amino acids. The transcript has a single exon. The record is from RefSeq and is a predicted model, not a curated record.